AUGGCGGACGUAGACUCUUUAAAGACAAUAGUAGAAGGUUCAACUGACCCUCGUCACGAUAUAUCCAGUUGGGUGAGACUGCAAUUUCAACGGGUUACUGGGGACCCCACUUCAAAAGGUACAUCAGUGGAAUAUAUUUUAAAAGUAUAUGAUGAAUUGAUCACAUUUUGCAAAUAUUUGACAGAAAUUGAUGACCUUUCAAAUAGUGAAUCUCACAAGAUUUCACUCGCAAUAUCUCAAUUACUGUGCUCCAUUUUAACUCGAUUACAAACAGAUGAUAACGGGAAAAUAUACGAUGCUGCUGAAGUGAUGGCUAACAUAUUUGCUGAAGAAAAUGUUAUCGACAAUGACGAGAAUGAUAAAUCAAGUAGCAAGAAGAACAAUAGCAAAAAGUCGUCCAUUUAUACGUUCCCAAAGGAAUUGGCCGUGACAACCCUAUCUCAAAUGUUUGAAUUAUUUUCAAAAGACAUCCAUUCUUUAGUCUCAUUUAUAUUACCUUUUAUUUUUAAGAAUAUUAAGAAAACUUUGGAAAAGAGUAAAUAUUUCCAUGCCUUAUACUCUGUCUCGUUAGCAAGGUUAUUACGUUCCAUAUUAAGAAACACAAACGGUAAUUUCUUCGACAAUACAUACUCUGCAAAGUUUACGAAACUAUCAAAAUCAAUUUUUGAAGAAAUGAAUGAUAACCAAAUCGACUAUCCUGUAGAUUUCAUAUCAGCCCUAGUAGAAUGUUGGACGUUUAUCUAUAAACAAGAAAGCUUCAUACAAGAACAUAAAGAUGAGGUUGCUGAUACAUUAUAUUUCAAAUUUUGGAAGUCAGAAAUAGCUGUGUAUGGUAUUUCAAACGACUAUACAAGAAAUAUUACUGCAAAAGCUCUCGCUGAAAUUAUAUUUGAUUAUCAAUUCACAAAAAAGAUUUUAACCCUCGAGGAUGCAUUAAGUUUAUAUGUCAAAAUAUUCAGACAUUGUCACUCGAGAGAUGUUAGAGCUGGGUGUUUUGAAUCACUUUCUCAAUUUAUUAUCCUCAGUUCCCUCGCGGAUACCUCAUUUCUUCACGAUUGUAAAUACCUAUAUAUUGUACAACAACUGAGCUCAAUUGUUUCAGAAAAAAAUAUUACUAACAAGAAACCAGAUACAAUAGGAAGAUGGUUAAAUAUGCUAAAAUCACUGCAUAAACUUAUUCUACCGUACAUCUCUGAAUCAUCAAAAAAUCAAAUACUUCUAACUUUAUUAGGUUUACGUUCCGAAGAUUCUUUUGCCAAAAAUGAAGUUGAUAUGAUGAACCUUUCAGAAACUCAAGAAAGCGAGAUAUCAAAUCAAUGGUUUACACUCCUUCAACAGGAUCUUAUCGAACUGUUGUUACUAAGCCUCUCAUCAUCUUCUAUGAGUGAUAAUAAAAUGUGCAGCGAAGUCAAACAGAGAUUAAUAUCGUUAGCUACAUCUGAUAUAUACAACGUACGUCUAUAUUCUGCUCCAGUAUUGAAAGUAUUUUUAACCAACUUUCCCGAUUUGCUGGAUUCUGUCAUCUUAAACUCUCUAAAAACACUUUUGAAUGCUUUUGAAAACAAAGGAAAAACCAACUUACCAUUUGCUCAGCUGCAUGGCCACGCUUUGGUCAUAGCAAAUUUAAUAGAUAUUGCUGAUAAGGAUUAUGUAUCGUAUGAGUUGAUUAUGAGGGUAACUGUUUUUGCGACAUCCUUCAUUAAAAACCACACAACAUCUACUAAUGGGGAUCUAUACUUUAAAGGGUUGGUUUGCUGGAUUCUUCUAACGGGUCUAAUGAAUUAUGUUGAUGAUCAGUAUUUAUCUACGCAAACUGCCCAGCUAUUACUGUUCUGGAAAGUGUUAUUGACUCACUCAUUUACAUAUAGAAAUGAGGAAGAAUUAUUUCGUAAUUUGAAAACGAGAACACAUGCACUUACAUGUCUACUCACAUUUUUGAAUAACGUGAAAUUAAAUAAAGAGUUAUCAACACAGGUAUCAUAUUUAUUAACAAAAUGUUCUAAUUUCAAUCAUUCGGUAGAACUAAAAUCAGGAAGAAUAGAUGAUGCGUUACUAGAAAAUGAAAAUAGAAUACUUCAAAUAUAUCUGCGGAUGGAGAAGUAUAUCAGAUACGAUUUCAACAGUUCCUUACUAAUUCUGAUUAUGAAAAACUUUUCUGACCCAAAUUUGUAUAUCGAACCCUCCAACUCUCUUAUUCAGACAGUCAAGAAGAUUAAAAGAUCAACUAAGAAUGAUAAUUCAAGAAAAGAAAAAGUUUUGGAGCAUAGUGUAGACAGUAUCUUGCGUUUGGAGGAUAAUUUUGCUUACGGUAUAUCAAGUAAAAUAACGAAUGAUAAUAUUCUUUGUCUAAAUUCUCCAACAAGUGAUGAGACAGUAACAGAGAUACCAGGACUGUGGAGCAAUACAACAAAGUAUUGGUAUGAUAUAUUUGAUAAGGAUGUGACCUGCCCAAUAUCGAGACUCUUGUCGAACGAUUCUUUGGUACUUUUAUUUGGAAAUAAAUCCUACGCUAAAAGCACUUUAUUUAUGCCUAAAGUUACUACAUCUUUAAUUGAUUUUUCAAUGGAGCUUUUCUCAUCGGUGUUUCCAUAUUUGAAUAGCAAGAUACAAUACUCAUUAAUUGAAAACCUGAAUCUGUCAUUAUUUUCCAAGGCCACUACACCGAUGAGGAGUGUAGCAAUAUCUGCGAAUACUUGUACUGCCUUAUAUGCAUCACUUCGGAUUAUUGAAGCAAACGAUAUUACUUUGGACAAAACUGUUGGAAAUUUGAUGGUAGAAUCUAUAAGGAAAAUUGAAUUUCUUAAUGAUAAUUAUUUAACAUGUCUUAAGUCUAACUGUAUCGGAUUGAUCACUGCCGCUGUUAGAAGAGGAAUAGACGCAGAAGAAUCCUCUGAUUUUAUUGAUGAACAAUGCAACAUUUUAGUUAAGUCACUGAGCGAUAACGAAGAACCAUUUUCCAGACUUUUAAACAUUCUUUCUUUGGCUUCUAUUUACCAAUCUAAUUCCAAACUAACCAGAUUUGAUAACAUAUACGAAAUACUAUUCACUAUGAUUAAAGAUCCGCAUCCUGUCAUUCAUUCAUGGUCAUUAAGAGCGUUGAAUAUAUUAAUUAGGCGACAUUCUUCAAUGAGCCCCGAACACGUUUCCAAUUUACUAGUAGGGCUACAAGAGUACUUACUCAAUCCAACUUAUGGAUAUUCUGGAAAUUCUACAUUACGAUAUAAUUAUAAUAUCCAAUAUAACUCCCAUUAUAUGAUUGCCAGCAUUGUUGAUACAGUGAUUGAAAACAUUGGCCCAAGUUUACGCACUGUAGACAGAACAGCAUUGUGUCGUUUCCGAAACAUUUGUUUCUAUUUUAUAUGUAUUGGUGACCUACCGCAACAACUAAAAGGUAUCCAGAUAUUCUUGAAUAUAUCAAUUUUCAAAAUGGAAGACAUCCUCCACGAAAAGACGUUCAUAACAGUUGCAGAAAAUAUUAUUACGAGUUCAAUUUUUCUAGGUAUUGGAUCAUCAUAUUUUGAUACAACGUUCACGGAACGGCGUGAACUUAUUUCAAAGUCAAGUAGUAUCAACGCGGCCUUCCAAUGUUUUAAUCUUUUUGAACAACUGUCCAAGCUUCAGAAAGGAUAUUUAUUCUAUGAGCACUUGGAAAUCACAAGUUGGAGGUACCUGGCGCUAUAUCCUGAAUGCAGUACCAUUAGUGACUAUUUUAGGGAAUGGUUGAAACAGGUUCCUAAUACCAUCAAAUGGUUAGAGAAAUUACAACAAAUAUAUGACAUGUCCAAUGAUAAAUUAUUCAGAACCGUGUAUAGUACCAAUAAAAAGAUCCUUCUGGAAAGAGGUGCAAUAGAUAUCGAAGAAAAGGAGAUUACAGACGAAUUAGAGGAGAAGAUCAACGAUACAAAUGUGCCAAAUAUACUAUCUGACAAAUCAGAACUUUCUGAUGCGCUUAAAUGGAAGACAAAAGAGAUAAUUCUUGGAUUAAUAGCAAAGCUAUGCUCAGAUACACAAAAUAAUCCCGAUCAAAGUUUAUCUCAUCAAAUUUCAGCAUUAAUAAAACUAUCAUUCAACGCCACAUCAAUGAGAUUAGAAUCAAUAAACAAGCUAGGCCUGUCGAUUCUUCACCUUAUUUUGAAGAUGUUUUGUAAAAUGGCGGACAACGAAUAUCCUCAGAAAUCUAUCCUGGAACAAUACGAAGCUCAAAUUUCAAGUGCGUUAAUCCCUGUUUUUCAUAAAGGAAGUUCUCCUGAUGUUAUUGCAAUGGCCAUUAAUGUAGGUGCAGAAAUAGUCUACUCCGAGAUUGUACCUUCUACCGAACAGAACAGAAUAUCUCAACUACUAAUUAAACUACUGGACAAUUUGAACUCAAAAACAAGCGAUAUUAGUAUUGGUAACAUGCACAUUUCUACUAAAACUGCGAAGAGGAAAAUUGAAUUGGCGACGUUGAACGGCUGGGCAAAGUUAACCCAACAAGCUAUUGAGACAAAUAAUAAAGAACUUAUGAAAUUUACGGAGGGAUAUUGGCCAAUACUGACACCACUGUGGAUCGUUUCACUUCGUGAGUAUAUGAUAUUAAAUUACGAAUGUACGUCUACGCUUUCUUCCACAGUUGAAGGAGGUGAUAAUGCACAGAAAGAAUCGGAUUCAACGAAAUUGAUGCAGUAUGAACCUGUAUGGCAAAAUAUGACUAAGGCUUUAAGUUCUUUAUUGUACAUAAAUAAAGACAUUCUAUUACAAAAUAUGGAUGAAGAUGAGCUCGAUAGUUUUAUGUUCGCACUAGUCUCGAAGUGUUUAGACGAAAUAUUACGUAAUAUCGACAAUGAAAAGUUAAAGAUGGGACUUCUGCGAACUGUGCAUGAUAUAUUCAAAUGUAAUAUCCUGUUGAAAAGCUUGUUGUCUGAUGAUAUAUUUUCAGAAGUGGUAGGAAUAUUUAAUAGAUUAAUAUCUACCGGCUCAAGCAAAGAGAAACUAAUAGUCAUUGACAUUAUUAAUGAUCUUAUUAGAGGAUACAGAAUUGCAAACGCAUCAGGAGACUCAUUUCUAGCCGAUAUUGAUAAACUAUACGAACUAUUGAAAUUACUCAUGUUUAUUAUAUCAGACACACUACCUUUUAUCAGAGUUUCUGAUAUGCAAAAUACCAUCGAAAAGGAUGUAAAAUUAACACAAUCACAACAAGACACACUACGAAAGGUAACUAUGAUUCUGGAAGAAAAUAUAAUUCACUUUGAUGAAAUCUUCAAAGUAGAUUUGUAUGCUUGUCAACUCUUUAUUAUCGGUAGAAUAUAUCUGUCAAAAUCUGUGAAUGAUAUCUUACCAAUUUUUCUGUCAUUACUAAAAAGUAUUACAUCUGAUUUAGUUAAGAAUGCUGAGCAUGAAAACCUUCUAGAUAUAUUUUAUGAAUCAACAUAUGAAAAUUACUCCAAACUGAAUAGCACCAAUAGGAUUACCACAUUUUUACUGUUAGUGACGAAUGGAUUUAAUAACUUCAAAGAUGACGAUUUUACUUAUAAUACCGGACAAUUAUAUAACCUAUUAGACCAAGAUGAAAUAUGCCAAGUUAUAAUACAAGGACUUAAGAGAAUAGCCCAAUUUAGUGAUAAAUAUGAUGGUUGCCGUUGUACAAUAAAAUUGUUUAUUAAGAAGGUAUUUGAAAAGAAUAAUUUACCCAAGAGUACAAUACGCCCUAUAAUCGGUUUAUUAAUUACAUUUACAAAGACUACAGGUGCUAAAGAUAUCUCAAAAUUCGAACCGUGCUUUUUGUUAUGUUUAUUAUUUAUUUGCAAAUAUUACGAAGAGAUGAGAGGUGAGGACACCUUCGUAUCGAAUAUAAUCGAUGAGCUACUAAUAAUAAAUCCUGAAAUAUUUAAAAAAUCCCUGGAGAUUGUUUUACAAUCUGAACAAAAACAAAUCAUGGAAAAGAUAAUUGCCGAGGCGGAACUAACCAAAUCUUCAAACGGGGCUGUUGAUAGUAUCCCAUUAAAAACUUUUAAAUAG
Messenger RNA from Maudiozyma barnettii, 5994 nucleotides. It is a transcript of the gene LAA1, whose product is annotated as Laa1p. The record is from RefSeq and is a predicted model, not a curated record. Bases 1 to 5994 code for a protein of 1997 amino acids. Lineage: Eukaryota; Fungi; Ascomycota; Saccharomycetes; Saccharomycetales; Saccharomycetaceae. Gene Ontology annotation, biological process: retrograde transport, endosome to Golgi; endocytosis; intracellular protein localization. Gene Ontology annotation, cellular component: Golgi apparatus; membrane; endocytic vesicle. The transcript has a single exon.